AACCCUUGUGCCUCAGUGUCCCUUCAUUGGGCCGCAAAAAUGGCUGGCUACCCUGGGCUGAGCCCUGGAGCCCAAGCUUUGUUCACUGAUUCUUCAUCCCCUGCCCCUCUAACCUCUGCAGAUAUGCCCUGUAUCCAAGCCCAAUAUGGGACAGCGGCGCCAAGCCCAGGACCACGUGACCAUCUGGCAGGAGACCCCCUGACCCCCGAGUUCACCAAGCCCGCCAUGGACCUGGCCAGCCCUGAGGCGGCCCCAGCCGCCCCCACUGCCCUGCCAAGCUUUAGCACUUUCAUGGACGGCUACGCGGGAGAAUUUGACACCUUCCUCUACCAGCUGCCGGCGACGGCCCAGCCUUGCUCCUCUGCCUCCUCGUCCUCCUCCUCCUCCUCUUCGGCCUCCUCCACCUCCUCGUCUUCAGCCACCUCCCCCGCCUCUGCUUCCUUCAAGUUCGAGGACUUCCACGUGUACGGUUGCUACCCCGGCGCGCUGAGCGGCCCCCUGGACGAGACCCUGUCCUCCAGUGGCUCUGACUACUAUGGCAGUCCCUGCUCGGCACCGUCACCAUCCACCCCUAGUUUCCAGCCCCCCCAGCUCUCUCCCUGGGACAGCUCCUUCGGCCACUUCUCCCCUAGCCAGACUUACGAUGGCCUGCGGGCAUGGACAGAGCAGCUGCCCAAGGCGUCGGGGUCUCACUCCGUUGCCCCGCCGCUGCCGACAGCACCGGCCUUCUUCUCCUUCAGCCCCCCGGCUGGCUCCAGCCCCAGCCCCAGCCUGGCCCAGAGCUCCCUGAAGCUGUUUCCAUCAUCCCAGGCCACCCCCCAGCUCCGAGAGGGGGAUAGUUAUUCCAUGACGGGGGCUUUCCCAGGCCUGGCACCCACCUCCCCGCACCUUGACAGCUCGGGGAUGCUCGAUGUGUCUGCAACUUCAGCCAAGGCCCGGAGUGGGGCCUCCGGAGGCAGUGAGGGCCGCUGCGCGGUGUGUGGGGACAACGCCUCCUGCCAGCAUUAUGGUGUCCGCACCUGUGAAGGCUGCAAGGGCUUCUUCAAGCGCACAGUGCAGAAAAACGCCAAGUACAUCUGCUUGGCGAACAAGGACUGCCCUGUGGACAAGAGGCGGCGGAACCGCUGCCAGUUCUGCCGCUUCCAGAAGUGCCUGGCUGUGGGCAUGGUGAAGGAAGUUGUCCGGACGGACAGCCUGAAAGGACGGCGGGGCCGGCUGCCUUCGAAACCCAAGCACCCACCAGAUGCCACUCCUGCCAAUCUCCUUACUGCGCUGGUGCGGGCGCACCUGGACUCAGGGCCCAGCACAGCCAAGCUGGACUAUUCCAAGUUCCAGGAGCCGGUGCUGCCCCGCUUUGGGAAGGAGGACGCUGGGGAUGUGCAGCAGUUCUACGACCUGCUCUCCGCGUCCCUGGAGGUCAUCCGCAAGUGGGCUGAGAAGAUCCCUGGCUUUGCCGAGCUGUCGCCGGGCGACCAGGACCUGCUGCUAGAGUCGGCCUUCCUGGAGCUCUUCAGCCUCCGCCUGGCCUACCGGUCUAAGCCGGGCGAAGGGAAGCUCAUCUUCUGCUCCGGCCUGGUGCUGCACCGGCUGCAGUGUGCCCGUGGCUUCGGCGACUGGAUCGACAGCAUCCUGGCCUUCUCGAGGUCCCUGCACGGCCUUGUGGUCGAUGUCCCUGCCUUUGCCUGCCUCUCUGCUCUUGUGCUUACCAACGAGCGACACGGGCUGCAGGAGCCCUGGCGGGUGGAGGAGCUGCAGAACCGCAUCCUCAGCUGCCUGAAGGAGCACCUGGAGGCGGUGACGGGGGAGCCCCAGCCGGCCGUGACGGGGGAGCCCCAGCCGGCCAGCCGUCUGUCCCGUCUUCUGGGCAAACUGCCUGAGCUGCGAACCAUGGGUAAACAGGGCCUACAGCGCAUCUUCUACCUCAAGCUGGAGGACCUGGUGCCCCCUCCGCCCAUCGUGGACAAGAUCUUAAUGGACACGCUGCCCUUCUGACCACAGCGCCAGGACCUGCAUGCACACGCACAAGCGUGUGCUGCUCGGACACCACCCCACGUGCCUUUAGUCCACGGACCCCCGCUCCCUCUCUGCUGAACCUGUGGGAGCCUGGGCUCGAGCUGCAGGCUGGCCCACCUCCUCACGCACUCCAGAGGCUGCGCAGGGGAGCUCAAGCCCUCGGGAGGGGCAUGCUUUCACGGGGGCAACCCCGCUAUCUGUCUUACCCCUGCUCUGGCCUUUGUGGUGUUUUUUUUUUUUUUUUUUGUAAGAUAAACCGUUUUUAACACACACCGCUGUGCUGUAAA
Molecule: messenger RNA, 2300 nt
Organism: Ochotona curzoniae (black-lipped pika)
Lineage: Eukaryota; Metazoa; Chordata; Mammalia; Lagomorpha; Ochotonidae
Product: nuclear receptor subfamily 4 group A member 1
Exons: 6
Coding region: 40-1992 (650 amino acids)
Biological process (GO): regulation of transcription by RNA polymerase II; cellular response to corticotropin-releasing hormone stimulus
Cellular component (GO): transcription regulator complex; nucleus
Molecular function (GO): zinc ion binding; nuclear glucocorticoid receptor binding; nuclear receptor activity
Source: RefSeq, a predicted model, not a curated record